AGGGAAAUAAAACCGUCAGCAGCCAGUCAGAGGUGUGGGAACAGGACGGAGCAGCGACAGAAACGACGCUCACACGUGGAGGAACAACCGGAGGUUCACUUUUAAGGGGAGACAUUUAAAUAAUCCGAAAUCAUAACGAGCAGUUGGCUGCUGUCUUAGGGGAAGGGGGGGCACAACCAUGCUCCUGGAAGAGCCAAAUAGGUGACUGCUCCAGGCACUGGGAAGAAGCGCUUUUAGUUAUCUUCUUGAUUAAGGAACUAAAACCGCCCGGAAAGUGGGCGCAAAGGGAGAGAAGGGUCAUGGAAAACCCCUGGAGGAGGAGGAGGACGCAGGCGGUGAGAUGGAAACUCUUGAGGAACUCGCUGCUGCUUUGUUUAUUCACCGGUGGCAGUAAAGCCCAGUGUGAUGGCUGUAUAGAGUAUUGCUGCGAUGGAUCGCCACCUUUCUGCUGCUCCUACUACGCCUAUGUGGGGGACGUCCUCUCGGGCACUGCCAUCUCCGGUAUAGUUUUCGGCGUGGUGUUUCUGAUGGGAGCGGUGGCGGCCUUGUUCCUGUGCGUGUGUAUGUGCAUGAAGAACGGGCGGGGCGCACGGGUCGGCGUGUUCAGCACCUCCUACAUCAACACUGUGACCCAGGGCUACCCAGGUCCUCCACCUCCAUACACUUAUGACUACGAGAUGUACCCUCCCUCGCUCCACCCCCCGCCUUACACCCCAACUCAGCCUCGGCCGGCCAACUACUCCCCCCCUCCUCCUUACCCUGGCUGCACCCGCAAGUGAAUCCCUGCAGCACGGAUCAUCUAUCGGCCAGCUCAAAGGGAACUCUCAUGGCCUGGUUUUCCAGACCUGGAGAUGGCUGUACAUCUCUGGCCUCUGAAGAAGUGCUGUUGCUAACGGGGUUAAAGACAAAUUAAGGGGCCCACAAAAAAAAAAACAAGGGUGGCCCAGUGCAAUAUUGUUCAGCAGACCAGAAUUCCUACACGCCUGCAGGGUGUAAAUGUCACUGCAGUCUGGACCUAAUGGUGGGGAAAUAAAUAAUUUAACACAAUGUUGUGUCAGGACGCCAAGGAACACCCCAACUGUCCACAUUCUGGUAGCCUUAACUGUUAGCAGCACUGCUAGCCUGCAGCUGGUACUUUUUCUCUCUAAUAACCAAUGUCUUUGUCCAUCCCCGGCUGUGCACAUCAAAGGCACAGUGUUGCUUUGAUGCAGGUGAAGAACCACUUUUGUCAGCAUGGAGGGGAACCUCACAUCACUGGAGGAGAAAAGUCUUUAAAGGACACAAUGUAGACUCUGCUCUAAUGGAAGGUUACACAUUUUCCCCCCAUUUAUUAAAAAAGAAAAAAGAAACUUGAUUUAUGUCAGUGACUGAGGUGGAAAUUGAUGAAUAAAGCUGUUUUAAACAAGUCAGGUCUGGACCUGUCACGUGUAGACACAAAGACUUGAAUCUAAUGCAUAAUAAUACUGACCUUAAUGGCAUGAACAACUUGAAAGGACGGGGUUGUUGGUAAUGAACUGGUUUUUAUUGCCUUACUUGAAACAAUGUGAGGGUGAAAACUGAAGUGGGGGUCACAUCACGUUCAGUUGAGCCAAAGUGGAUUCUCUUUGAAAUGGAAAAAUUUUAAUUCUUUUGCCUUUGCAAGACUUUUGUAAAAUUGUGAUGCCUUUAUCAUUUGAAUUGCAGUUGUAGGUUAAUUAAGGUUUGUAUUUGAAACUGAAAGUCCAUUGACCUCACUGUGCUAUGACUGAUUCAUGUGAUGGAUGACUGUGAAUGAUGGAAGGGAUUUAACUGUCUUAAUAAUAAUAGGUUAAUGCUUUUAAGUGUUUCCUUACUGUUUCAGUGGCUGUAUUGUAAAUUAAAGUUAUUAAAACGUAACAUAUGAACAUUAA
This is a messenger RNA of Siniperca chuatsi (mandarin fish), 1889 nucleotides long. RefSeq names its product cysteine/tyrosine-rich 1 (gene cyyr1). Lineage: Eukaryota; Metazoa; Chordata; Actinopteri; Centrarchiformes; Sinipercidae. The record is from RefSeq and is a predicted model, not a curated record. The coding region runs from base 300 to 779 and encodes 159 amino acids. The transcript has 4 exons.